CAUUCACUGGAGACACAUGAGUGGCCCGAGGCUGACGGAAAGAAGCAGGUUCCCAAGAGGUGGAAGUGCCCGGGGUCCGUCGCCACCUCCCAUUCAGUGACAGUGCCACUUGUUGGGGAGCCAGGCCCUAAAGAAAAGGACUCGAUCCUGCUCCCACAGCUUCUGCAGGGACUCCCGGCGCUGGCCCUGGACCCGUCCUCCCUCCUGCUGGAGGUCCACGUGCCUCCAUCACUUUUAGGGAUGAGGGGACCUUUGAGGAAUGGUUUCUCCAAGGGUGGUCCCCAAAGGUCUCUGCUGGAGAGGUCUGCCCAGGACCCUGUUACAGACAUCUGCCACGUCACUGCUCCAGCUUCAAGAUCAUCCCUGAGGCCUACAAAAGGUACAUCACUGUCCAUGGGCUUCUGCCCACUGCCUCAGCCCUGGGAACCUGGUCCAUCACCUCCUGCGCCCCUCUAAGGCUCUGGGCCCUGAGCCAUGCGCCAGAAAAUUGUCAUCAAAUGAAGCGAUGUCUUGUCCUCAGAAACCUCUUUCCUGCUCUGACUUGGGGCUCUUAAUGUCUCCCCCCACCCCCUCACCUUCCGCUUCUCCUGUCAUCGCUGAUUUUUGUCUAACCCUUUCCUGUAUUUCUUUCCCCAUCUUUUCCCUUAGUUCCUACUGGUUUUGUUUGUGUUUUUUAAUCUAAUAAAAUAG
Molecule: messenger RNA, 690 nt
Organism: Aethalodelphis obliquidens (Pacific white-sided dolphin)
Lineage: Eukaryota; Metazoa; Chordata; Mammalia; Artiodactyla; Delphinidae
Product: vacuolar protein sorting-associated protein 72 homolog
Exons: 1
Source: RefSeq, a predicted model, not a curated record